AUGGCAACCUUUGGGGAUAUAGGGCUUGCAGCUGGAGUCAAUAUUCUCAGUGCGUUGAUUUUCCUUGUAGCAUUCGCUAUCCUAAGGAUUCAACCGUUUAACGACAGAGUGUAUUUCCCAAAAUGGUACCUCAAGGGUUUAAGAAGCAGUCCCACGCAAUCUGGUGCAUUUGUUUCCAAAUUUGUCAAUCUGGACUGGAGGUCAUAUAUUAGGUUUCUGAAUUGGGUUCCAGAUGCAUUGAGAAUGCCAGAGGCAGAGUUGAUUGAUCAUGCAGGGCUAGAUUCGGCUGUCUAUUUGCGAAUUUACUUGCUGGGAUUGAAGAUUUUUGUUCCAGUGACAUUGCUCGCAUGGGCUAUCCUUGUGCCUGUCAACUGGACAAACAACACUUUGGUGAUAUCACAUGCAACUGACAAGCUAGAGUACAGUGAUAUUGACAAGCUUUCUAUUUCAAACAUUCCUCAUGGAUCAAAGAGGUUUUGGGCUCAUAUAGUAAUGGCCUAUGCCUUCACUAUUUGGACUUGUUAUACCUUGAUGAAGGAGUAUGAGGCAGUUGCUACAAUGCGCUUACACUUUCUUGCUUCAGAAAGACGUCGGCCUGAUCAAUUUACUGUUCUCGUGAAAAAUGUGCCACCUGAUCCUGAUGAAUCAGUGAGUGAAUCUGUGGAGCAUUUUUUCUUGGUCAACCAUCCAGAUCAUUAUCUGACCCAUCAGGUUGUGAUCAAUGCCAAUAAACUUGCAAACCUUGUCAAGGAGAGAGAGAAGAAGGAAAACUGGCUUGACUAUUACCAAUUGAAAUAUACAAGAAAUCCAUCACAACGGCCUAUGACAAAGACUGGUUUUCUUGGCCUUUGUGGAAAUAAAGUGGAUGCGAUUGAGUAUCAGACAGCUGAAAUUGAGAGACUAUCAAAAGAAAUAGAUGAAGAACGGGAGAGGGUUAAAACUGAUCCGAAGUGCAUCAUGCCAGCAGCUUUUGUCUCUUUCAGAACUCGGUGGGCUGCUGCUGUGUGUGCACAAACACAACAAUCAAGGAAUCCUACUGUGUGGUUAACAGAGUGGGCUUCAGAGCCACGGGAUGUUUACUGGAACAAUCUUGCCAUUCCCUAUGUUUCACUGACUAUUAGAAGGCUUAUUAUUGCAGUUGCUUUCUUCUUCCUCACGUUUUUUUUCAUGAUACCAAUCACUGCUGUGCAAUCCCUUGCAAACAUAGAGGGCAUUCAAAAGAGGUUACCAUUUCUUAAGGCGAUUACUGAUGUCCCUUUCAUCAAGGCCUUCAUCCAAGGGGUUCUACCAGGGAUCGUUCUGAAGAUCUUUCUUAUUGUGUUGCCAACAAUUUUGAUGAUGAUGUCCAAAUUUGAGGGUUUCCUGUCGAUAUCAGCCCUUGAGAGGAGAUCUGCCAUGAGAUAUUAUAUAUUCAACUUUGUGAAUGUUUUCCUUGUCAGCGUAAUCGCAGGAACUGCAUUGCAACAACUCAAUAGUUUUCUUCAUCAGUCACCACAGGAGAUCCCCAGAACAAUUGGUGUGGCAAUUCCUAUGAAAGCAACUUUCUUCAUUACAUAUGUAAUGGUUGAUGGAUGGGCUGGUGUUGCUGGUGAAAUCCUUAGACUGAAGCCACUGAUAUUUUACCAUCUGAAAAACUUCUUCUUGGUGAAGACUGAAAAAGAUAGGGAGAAGGCCAUGGAUCCAGGAAGCAUUGGUUUUAACACGGGCGAACCUCAGAUACAACUAUAUUUUCUGCUAGGCCUUGUCUAUGCUGUUGUCACACCUGUUUUCCUCCCUUUUAUAUUGAUUUUCUUUGCCUUCGCAUAUCUGAUAUUCCGCCACCAGAUCAUUAACGUAUACAACCAAGAGUAUGAAAGUGCUGCGGCAUUUUGGCCAGAUGUACAUGGGCGCAUAAUUGUUGCCCUUAUGUUCUCGCAGCUAGUUCUUCUCGGAUUGAUGGGCACUAAAGGGAUCUUUCAGGCUCCACCCCUCCUCCUUGUGCUCAUUGUGUUGACCUUCUUUUUCCAUAGGUACUGCAAAGGCCGUUUCGAACCAGCUUUCGUUAGAUACCCUCUACAGGAAGCAAUGAUGAAAGACACCCUGGAGCGCGCAAGGGAACCGAACCUGAACCUGAAAUCCUAUCUCCAGUCUGCUUACAUUCACCCGGUUUUCAAAGACGAGGAGGAUGAGGAGGAUGAAAGUCUCAACGGAAAAUUAGACGAUGAAAGCGUGAUUGUCCCCACGAAAAGACAGUCGAGAAGGAAUACACCUUUGCCGAGUAAAGUCAGUGGCGGGUCUUCCCCAUCACUUCCGGAUAUUGUUCCUGAAAACUUUUGA
Molecule: messenger RNA, 2316 nt
Organism: Striga hermonthica
Lineage: Eukaryota; Viridiplantae; Streptophyta; Magnoliopsida; Lamiales; Orobanchaceae
Source: the annotation of a GenBank genome assembly